AUGGGCACAUUGUUUGGGAGGCGAGGUCAUAAUUGGACAAAAAUGUUGUCAUCAAAGGAGGAUUUCACGGAUAAUUGCAUGAAAGAGAUGCAAAAAGAAGUAGAAAAAUCUCACAAUUAUAAUGUCCUAAGUUUUGAUCGUGAGAGAAACUAUUUCGUCGUCCAAGAGACAGUUAAUAAUAACGAGUGCCGGCCACUUACUUAUUAUAACGUCGACCUCCAAAAACAAACAUGUGACUGUGGGAAAUUUCAAACUUUUCAUGUGCCCUGCUCGCAUGCCAUUGCAGCUUGUUCUCAUGUCCGACUCAAUUAUCAGAUGUUUAUCCCUCCUGUAUUUCGAGUUCGAAAUAUCUUCAAGGUAUACGAACAAAGCUUCAUCGGUGUUCCCAAAGAAGAUCAAUGGACUCCUUAUCAAGGUGAUAUUCUUUUACACAAUGAAAGAAUGCGACGAAACAAAAAAGGUCGCCCAAACAGCACUCGCAUUAGGACUGAAAUGGACACCGUUGAGAAAGUAAAAAGACGAUGUGGAAUCUGUCAAGGAUUACAUAUGCGCAAAAAAUGUUCGCAUCGGCCAAAUGCAGCGGGCCCUUCUAACUAG
Vicia villosa (hairy vetch) is the source of this 597-nucleotide messenger RNA. RefSeq lists its product as uncharacterized. The coding region runs from base 1 to 597 and encodes 198 amino acids. Lineage: Eukaryota; Viridiplantae; Streptophyta; Magnoliopsida; Fabales; Fabaceae. The transcript has a single exon. Gene Ontology annotation, molecular function: zinc ion binding. The record is from RefSeq and is a predicted model, not a curated record.